Molecule: messenger RNA, 2385 nt
Organism: Symsagittifera roscoffensis
Lineage: Eukaryota; Metazoa; Xenacoelomorpha; Acoela; Convolutidae
Exons: 12
Coding region: 260-2335 (691 amino acids)
Source: RefSeq, a predicted model, not a curated record
CAUCACACAUGUCACUUCGUUGCAAUAGAACCCGGUACAAGCUUCUUAUGUUGGGAUGGUGCAUCGAAACAAUAACACAUUCAGCUCUAUUCACUUGUGCUCUAUUGUAAAACAGAUAACAAAAUUCAACCUGAUUUACCAAGCGAAUUUUUCUCCCAACUUACAAUUGAAUUGACAAUACAAUAUUUUCAAAAAGUUAUUUACAAAAUUUGUGGCAAUUUAAGUUGUGUUACUUUAUGGAAUAAUUCAAAUUUUUAGAAUGAACGAAAAGUUAGAAAUUGCGUUAGACUAUCUCAAAAUUUUCUUAGCUUGGUGUAAACUGCAUCCUAAGUUUUUAUCAACCCUUUUUCUAUUGUUUCUAACAUUCAUAACGUUAACGAUAGCUCUGUCAACAGACAUACCUGAAAAUAUUUUCAACGCAAAUUCCGGGAAAAAUAACGGCGGAAAUGAAAUAUUCAACGACUUUCAGUUUAGCGCUUCGCAGAUGGAAUGGGUGCUUAAUAACUGUGGUUUUUAUUCUUGCAUUGACGGUUUGUGUUAUUGUUAUGUGAGCUCAGAGAAAACAUGGACAGAUGCAAACACAAAUUGUCAAAGUUCAGGUCUACCAAAUGCGCAAAUGAUGAAACCCCUGAAGGUAGAAAAGGAGGGGGUGUUUGCAACUUACAGAGGCCUGGUCGCAUUUAUGAGAUCGAUGAACAUGUAUUUACGGCCGAUUUGGACAGGGCUGUGGCGUGAACAUGAGAAUGAAGACUUUAUGAGUGAGAAGGGUGUACCGUACAAGUGGUUCCAUACCUACAAAAGAGGAGAUGGCAACUCAUACGGCAGUCAGGAAAGCUGCGUGUUCAAGAUAAACUCCAAGGGGUGGGCUAGGCUGCCAUGUGCAGAUCACAGUUCUACUGUGAACUUGCCGCCAGAAUUCGCCGAUAUUAUUCUUGCCAAAGAAGAUAAUCAGAAAUAUUUGCGCUGGGCCACCCCUCAGGCUGAAAUCUACGUCAAUGUGGCAAUUUUGUGCGAACUAGACACUACAAGUAUGGACAAUAACAGUAUGGCUUUGGUUAACGAUAAUCUGGGCUCAACCUUCAUCGAAACAGACGAUGAAUUGAAGUAUUAUUUCUUCAAGGAAGACUUCAAAUUCUGGAGACAAAAUCGCAAGAAUGGAAACUCAUACGGCAGUCAGGAAAGCUGCGUGUUCAAGAUAAACUCCAAGGGGUGGGCUAGGUUGCCAUGUGCAGAUCACAGUUCUACUGUGAACUUGCCGCCAGAAUUCGCCGAUAUUAUUCUUGCCAAAGAAGAUAAUCAGAAAUAUUUGCGCUGGGCCACCCCUCAGGCUGAAAUAUACGUCAAUGUGGCAAUUUUGUGCGAACUAGACACUACAAGUAUGGACAAUAACAGUAUGGCUUUGGUUAACGAUAAUCUGGGCUCAACUUUCAUCGAAACAGACGAUGAAUUGAAGUAUUAUUUCUUCAAGGAAGACUUCAAAUUCUGGAGACAAAAUCGCAAGAAUGGAUGCAGUACUGGAUUUAACCUGAACAACGCAAUAACCAGUCGGGCAGUGAUCAAAACUAAAGAGGAGGAACAAUUUGUUCUGGAUGGAACGGAUAAAAUGGGCCGCAUUUUCCUCGAAAUAGGACUGGGAAACAUGGAAGAUAGCUAUGGACAGCUGAAGUGGGACAACAAUGGCAAUGGUAUGGCCCCCGAGGACAUGAGGUGGUUCUACAAUGAGAGCAUGCGAAGUGCAUUUAACUGUCUCGCUACGCAGUCAUUUUCACAUUCCGACUUGCAAAUCGAUUGGGCUGCUGUGAGCUGCAGAGAGGCGAGUCCAAGUAUCUGUACAUUCACCCCUCCCAAGCUGAAGAAGCAGGAAGUGGCUGCUUCUUUUGAGGGGACUUACGGGACUUAUUUGAACCACUACAGAUCCUUCUUCUGCAUUGGCGACAAUGGCAAGGAAAGAUGUUUCGCUGCAUUAAGUCCUAAUUUUGAGACAUCGAUAGAUUUUUUACGAGGCAAUGACUUGAAAGUUGCUGUACUUAAUGAAAAAGAGAAAGAUAUUGUGAAGAACAAAAUCAAGCCAAGGGCCGGUGUUUUUGUUGGUGCAAGCGCCAUGCGUCUCGGAAAUACAUUUGAGUGGCUUUAUGGCGGAGGUUUAGUAAAGCUCAACCCAUCAGAGAAAGAAGCGAUUCACGCUCACAUGGCCGACGAGACGGUUGACCGAAAAAUGUGUUUGGUGCUUCUAUCCGACGGAACUUAUUCUUCAACUUCCUGUGGAGCUCGGUUUGAAACUUUAAUUGAGCUGGACAAACAUAGCUUUGAUUUUCUCAAAUUGAGCUUCUGGUAACCAAAAUUGUACGAAUCAGUUGCAAGGGCGGAUCUACGAUUUUCUCGAGG